Molecule: messenger RNA, 501 nt
Organism: Zychaea mexicana
Lineage: Eukaryota; Fungi; Mucoromycota; Mucoromycetes; Mucorales; Lichtheimiaceae
Product: 60S ribosomal protein L11
Exons: 2
Coding region: 1-501 (166 amino acids)
Biological process (GO): translation
Cellular component (GO): ribosome; cytosolic large ribosomal subunit
Molecular function (GO): structural constituent of ribosome; RNA binding
Source: RefSeq, a predicted model, not a curated record
AUGCGUGAGCUUCACAUUGAGAAGCUUGUGCUCAACAUUUGCGUUGGUGAAUCUGGUGACAGAUUGACCCGUGCUGCCAAGGUGCUCGAACAGCUCACCGGUCAGACACCCGUCUACUCGAAGGCUCGUUAUACCGUCCGUACCUUCGGCAUCCGUCGUAACGAAAAGAUCUCCGUUCACGUUACCGUCCGUGGCCCCAAGGCUGAGGAAAUCUUGGAACGUGGUUUGAAGGUCAAGGAAUACGAACUUCGCAACCGCAAUUUCUCGGCCACCGGCAACUUUGGUUUCGGUAUCGACGAACACAUUGACCUUGGCAUCAAGUACGAUCCUUCCAUUGGUAUCUACGGUAUGGACUACUACAUUGUCAUGGGUCGCCGUGGUAACCGUGUCGCUCGUCGCAAGCACACCAAGAGCCGUGUCGGCUUCAACCACCGCAUCAAGAAGGAGGAGUCCGUUGAAUGGUUCAAGUCUCGCUUCGAUGGCAUUGUCCAGAACAAAUAA